GUGCUUCUGUUACUGGAAAUUCCCAGCCCCAAAUCGGCAAAUGUCCCCAACCCCAAACACAAUCCCCAGUCCCAAAUUGGCGACCGUCCAAGAUGAUGACGAGAACGCGAGCGGUGGUGUGUGGCCAGGAGUUGCAACUGUCUGUCCCUGGAGAGUACCCCUGUGUGAGGCGGUUCCGUUACAGGCGUCUCCUCACCUUCCUCAGGCUCCAAGGAUAUGGCUCCACCUUCGUCGCAAUGUUGAAGCAGACAAACUACUACUUCUGCGUCUUUCAUCUGGUGCGCCUCGUGUCCCAGGGCCUGUGGAACGAAGCCUUGGAUUACAUUUUCCCUCGCUUUCUACCGCUGGAGCCCUCUUCACCGCCCAGCCUCGAGGCCAGUGUCCUUGUCAAGUUUCUCCGCGUGCACCGUUUAUUUCAAUUGGAAGUAGCCAGGAUCAGUAAGAUUUCUCAGGACUGGAGGCCCAUGUGGGCUAGAGCAGCAAAGAUUGUCCGGGAUUUGGCUAACAGAACUCCAGAAUUCAAAGACCGUUUGCUACUGCCGGACGGCCUGAUGGGUCCCCAGAACAUACUCCCCAUCGGCUUCAGCUUCGCUCCUUUCCGACAGAGGCGGCACGCCAAGAAAUGUACCCAUCCUACGAGCAAGCAUGCACGUGAAGAACAUACCCGUCGCCUAGCUAAUAUCUAUUUUGACAAGAGGAUGAGCCUGCCUUCUUCCAGACACUGCAGCCAGGAGUUGUCACCUGAAAGCAUAGCUAAGGCACGGGAUGAUUGGUUUCGGAGAAUUUUUGAGCAAUGCAUUAAAGCUGCUACAUGCCUGGAGAUCAAUCAAGGGUGUGCGUUUCAGUCGAGUCCGUGGGAAGGUGCUCCUGUCUGGUAUGCUAUGUUUGGCGAUGUGAUUAAUUCGGCUGAAAAUUCUGGGAUAUUAUCAGUGGCUAAGACAGGUGAAUCGAAAUCUCGAGGCUUUCGUGCUAAUUAAAUUAGCUCUUUGUUCCACUGUUGGAGAAUACCGACUCACCUAAGCAAAUCAUGCUAAUUAAUUAACGGCUUGUCAUCGUCACAUUGUUUUUGUUCAUGUAAUUGAUUCAGCUUGGAUGUUUUGCAUAGUUGUAUCGUGUCAUCAUUGAUUACAUAUCGUCAUAUUUUUUCAGGUCAGCCGUAACAAGUUUAAUUUUUGCUUUGUAUGGAGGAAAUUAUCUUAUCAGAAUCUCU
This is a messenger RNA of Lolium rigidum, 1210 nucleotides long. RefSeq lists its product as uncharacterized. The coding region runs from base 93 to 977 and encodes 294 amino acids. Lineage: Eukaryota; Viridiplantae; Streptophyta; Magnoliopsida; Poales; Poaceae. The transcript has 9 exons. The record is from RefSeq and is a predicted model, not a curated record.